Messenger RNA from Durusdinium trenchii, 306 nucleotides. Lineage: Eukaryota; Dinophyceae; Suessiales; Symbiodiniaceae. The record is from the annotation of a GenBank genome assembly.
AUGUGCGUCGAGUGGUUUCUUCAACGCUAUGGCUUUUCAGACGUGAAUAAACCACAACGUGGCAGCUGGUUUUCCAGAUCAGAGAAGCUGUACCCCGUCCAUGUUGCAGCAAUGCUGGGGGAUGCUGACAUGCUUCAUUUCUUACUGGAAGCGGGAGCUGAUCCUGAGCAGAGGACAUCAAAGGGUCGAUCAGCGUUGGAGUGUGCGUUUGAUGCAAACCUUGAUGGUUCGCACCACUGCAUUUUUGACCUUCUCCAGUCGGUGCCGGAGCGCAAUUGUUCUGAAGCUGACCUAGUCUUCGUCUAG